GCGUGGUAUCCAUCGGAUGGCUCUGGAUAGAGAGCCGUCAGAAGAGUGCUGUUGGCUCCUUCAUUUUCCUCGAGCAAGUUGAACGCCAACGCAGCCAGUGCUUUCGGUAGGAAGCAGCGCUUGCGAGGUGGGGUGCGUGCUUUGUUGUACCCGCCUUGAGCUUGUUUGGAAGUUGUCCUGCGGGCGCGCGCCCGUCCGGCAGCCAAGACGCCCUCCUGCAAACGACAUCUGUAGCAACGAAGUUCCUCUCAACAUUUGAGAGCACUUGUUUCGCAAAGCGCUUCUCCCGCCACAUACAGUCGAAUCCACCUGGUUGACUCACGGGUUGACUUCGGUCUCAUUCGACAGCACGACGACCUGUCGCUAGAAGACGCAGGACAAGCACAAGGCGGACGCUAGAGCAAGCUCGCUCCGUUUUGAUUCUGAGAAACUCUUCCCGCCUUGGAAGCAAGUACGGUCUCUUUCGAGCAGCGCGGUAGAGUAAGGCCGGCACGAUGGCAGCGGCAGUAGCGCAGUGGCAGCCGGACCAAGGGAUCCUCCAGCAAUGCAUCAGCAUGCUGGAGGACACGUCCAACACGUCCCGCGAAGUUCAACUCGGUGUAACAGAUCGGUUAAACCACAUGAGCAAAUUACCAGACUACACCAGCUACCUCACCUACAUCUUCACACAUUUCUCGCCAAACGAGUUCUCCGCAAGUCCCAUAGCGGGUAUCAUCGUCAAGAAUGAGAUUAACGAGCAGCACAACUCCAUCCCAACACAGAGCAUCGAAUACAUCAAGAGCGUCAUCUUCCCCGUCCUCCGCUCGUCCGAUGAGAUUCUCCGGCGGACAGCCGGUCUGGUCGUUGUCGCUUUGCUCAACGCCGAAGGGCUCGAAGGGUGGCCGCAAGGUGUGAUGGAGCUCAUCAACAUGAUGAACUCGCAAGAUCCAAGCACCAUGGAGGGUGCAUUCAAUGUCUUUGCAAAGCUCUCAGAAGACAUGCCGCAAUUGUUAGAGACAUGCACGAUCAACGGUAUGCGGCCGAUCGAGGGAUUGAUCCCUGGAUGGAUCCAGGCAGCGGAAUACCACGAGAAGCGGAUACGAGCGCAUGCGCUUAAUUCGUUAAAUCGCAUGACAGACAUUGCCUCUCCCACGCUCUUGCAGCAUAUCGAUUCAUACAUCCAAGCCCUCUUCCGCCUCGCCAGCGAUCCAGAGGCGAACGUCCGGCGGUUCGUGUGCCAGGCGUUCGUAUGCAUCCUCGGCGCGCGGCCCGAUAAGCUGAUACCCGAGCUGCGCGCCGUCGUCGACUACAUGAUCUAUUCUACACAGGACAAGGACGAGGACACGGCACUGGAAGCGUGCGAGUUCUGGCUCGAGUUUGCAGAAGACGACGCGAUCUUUGUCCAGCUCGCGCCGUACCUCGGCCAGAUUCUGCCCGUGCUGCUCAAGUGCAUGGUUUACAGUGAGGAGGACCUGAUGAUCAUGGGCGGCGAUGAGGACGAUGCAGAUGUGCCCGAUCGGCCAGAGGAUAUCCGGCCGCGGCAUUAUGGCGGUGCAGAUCACCGGAACGAGCGGCUGGAUGAAAAUGGGCAGCCGAUAGAUGGCCAAGGAACGAGCAAGUCGCGAGCGGUCAUCGACGCGGAGUUCGACGCGGAGGAGGAAGACUAUGAUGAUGACGACGAUGAGGAGGACGACGAAAGUGUCGGCGAGUGGAAUUUGCGCAAGUGUUCUGCGGCGGCGCUGGACGUGUUGGCGCUUAAGUUCAACGAUGCGAUGCUCGAGACGCUCUUUCCGCAUCUCAAGGACCGUAUCUUCAGCCAAGAGUGGAUGGAGCGCGAAGUCGGCAUCCUCGCGCUCGGUGCCAUUGCCGAGGGCUGCAUCGGCGGCGUUGAGCCGCACCUACCGACGCUGAUCCCAUUCCUGAUCAACUCGCUCAACGACUCCAAGCCGCUUGUGCGCUCCAUCGCCUGUUGGACAUUGGGACGCUACUGCCGCUGGUGCAUCGCCGACACGUCCGAGCAGCACCUCAACACAUACUUUAUCCCACUAAUGGAGGGCCUACUGCGCAUGGUGCUCGACGGGAACAAACGCGUGCAGGAAGCAGGCUGCAGUGCUUUUGCGACGCUCGAAGAGGAAGCAGGCCCAAUCAUCGCGCCGUAUCUUGGGCCUGUGCUGACCGGGUUGGUGACGGCGUUCCAGAAGUACCAACGGAAGAACCUGCUUAUCCUCUACGACGCCAUCGGCACGCUCGCAGACUCGGUGGGUGCCGCGCUCAAUCGGCCGGAAUACAUCAACAUCCUUCUGCCGCCGCUCAUCCAGAAAUGGCAGGCGCUUUCCAACGAGGACGCGGACCUCAUCCCACUGCUCGAGUGCCUCUCGUCUGUCACGAUCGCAGUCGGUGAAGGUUUUGCGCCGUUCGCGCAACCCGUCUUCCAGCGCUGCGUACUCAUCGUCGACGAGGUCAUCAAGCGCUAUCAGGCGGGCACCGCCGAUGAAUACGACGACGGCAAGACAUUCGUCAUCGUCGCGCUCGAUUUGCUCAGCGGCUUAACGCAGGGCUUGCAGGGCUUAGCGAGGGAACUGGUCGGCUCCACGCAGCCUUCCAUCCUACCGCUGCUCAGCUUGUGUGUACAGACCCCGGAAUCCUCGAUUCGGCAGUCAGCGUAUGCGCUCCUCGGUGAUUUGGCCAUCUCUGCAUUCGAUCUCUUGCGACCAUCGUUGCCGCAGAUCAUGCCUGAGCUGGUCUCUCAAAUCGAGGAUCAACCCCAACCGGAAAACGUGAGCGUAUGCAACAAUGCAGCCUGGGCCACUGGUGAGAUUGCGCUGCAGUACGGCUCGGAUCCAGAGCUGCACCAGUGGGUGCCUCCGUUGAUGGAGCGGCUGGUCCCCGUGCUGCUCAACCCAAAGAGCGUCAAAAGCCUGACGGAAAAUGCGGCGGUCACAAUUGGGCGAUUGGGGCUCGUUUGCCCGGAGCUCGUCGCGCCGCACCUUGAAAUUUUCAUAGAGCGCUGGUGCCAGGCGCUGUGGGACAUUAAGGACAACGAGGAGAAGGACAGCGCUUUCAGGGGUCUCUGCCAGAUGAUUAAAGUCAACCCCAAUGGAGUGGCCAAGUCAUUUGUCUACUUUUGCAUGGCGGUCGUGCGCUGGACUACUCCGAGCGCGGAGCUCAAUAAUAUGUUCAUCAGCAUCCUAACCGGGUUCAAAGAUAUGAGCGGAGCGCAAUGGGAAGAGCAAAAAAAGCACUUCCCACCACUGAUCGUUCAGCGGCUGCAGAGUCGGUACGGCCUCUAAUGCGCGAUUUCAACAACUGCGGAUCCUCCUUUGCAUGCAACAAGUCCUUGCUCUCGCUUCUCUCCCUGCCCCACCUCCCUCGGGUACAAGCAAACUAUGUCAGGCACGUCUGGGGCCGAUUGCACCUUUCAUGUACAAGCAGCACAAGGGGACCGGAUUGGGCCCACCCUCAGAAGCAGCAACCACCCGCACACACAUCUGUAGAACAGACAAAGCAUUAUAUCCUCAUC
This is a messenger RNA of Tilletiaria anomala UBC 951, 3499 nucleotides long. RefSeq names its product ARM repeat-containing protein. Gene Ontology annotation, biological process: protein import into nucleus. The transcript is spliced from 6 exons. The coding region runs from base 495 to 3269 and encodes 924 amino acids. Gene Ontology annotation, molecular function: nuclear import signal receptor activity. Gene Ontology annotation, cellular component: cytoplasm; nucleus. Lineage: Eukaryota; Fungi; Basidiomycota; Exobasidiomycetes; Georgefischeriales; Tilletiariaceae. The record is from RefSeq and is a predicted model, not a curated record.